Molecule: messenger RNA, 6973 nt
Organism: Polyodon spathula (Mississippi paddlefish)
Lineage: Eukaryota; Metazoa; Chordata; Actinopteri; Acipenseriformes; Polyodontidae
Exons: 9
Coding region: 283-5334 (1683 amino acids)
Source: RefSeq, a predicted model, not a curated record
GUAUCCGUUGCUUGUGUCUAAGUCUUGGGUGCUAACGAGCCGCUGAGCCUAUCGGCUCCCUGCCUGUGUCAGCGUGGCGGAGUGGGGAGGUUUGUGCCGGAAGGUGUGGAUGUAACGAUGUUGUGUUGUGUGUGUGUGUGUUUGUGGGUUCCAGUGUUAGCUACAGUGUAGUCAGGAUGGAGCGGAAAGUGUAGCGCGGAUUGGAGCAGAGCGAACCGUGCCGUGCUGUGUGCGAUAGUGCGGGUGAGACGCAGUUUUGGAAGAGGGCUGCACUGUCAGGUCAUGAUGCUGUCGAUGGUCACUGCCGAUCUGGAGAGCGCUCAGCGGUUAGCUUUAGAACUCGAUUCCCUCUCCGACCUGCCCCGGGAUGUAUGUGCUGAGCAGCAGCCCAGGGAAACGCCUCAAACCCCUGACAGACCUGCUGGGGGAGUCGAAUCCAGCCUGCCAGAGCUCCAGGGCUGCUUCAAGGGGGCGUCGGCCAGUCCCCCUGUUUGGAAGUGUGAGGUGUCCGAAGACGAGACUGGUGAAAUGCAUGCCGAGGGGAGAUGCAAAGAAGAACGUGGCUCUGUUGCAAGCGGUGAAGGUAACGGGGAAGGAGGAGUGAGGACAGACUGCAGGACUGAGCCGGCUUUGAGUCCCAUGCAAGGGGACGGCACGAGUCAGGCACAGGGAAAUGAAAUCGCAGUCGCACAGUGCAGCGCUGCAGUAAUGGCACGGCCCAUCGGCCUUGAAGCAGACUUUACCAACAUGGAUGUUGAUGCUGAAGGAUUGGAAGGGAGUGCAGCGGGGACCUGCGGGAGAGAACUAACCGGAUCAGAGAGCUUACGUUUCCCAAUAAAGAAAUCUGAAGUGAAAACGGGCCGGGUUGUGGCUGGUCCAAACAAUGCUGCAUCCGCAGCGGCUUGGGCCCCUGAAGAGGUUUCCAUGGAAACGGAACAAGUGGAAACAAAGACUCGGAACCCCCCUUGCAUUGGUGAUGGAAAUGAGGAGCCUAACACAACCAGUCUUAGUGCUAAUAAUCAUCCCUGUGGAGGCUCUGCACAUGAAGCUGGGGAACUUCUGCCCUGCGGUAACCUUUUAGAGAACAAGCUUUCACAGGCAGAGCUUAAAGAUGUGUCUGUUGCAAAGGUGGAGAGUUCAGGGCAAAAUGUUGCUGCUACCCAGAGUACUGGGGUAGGACAGGAUCUUAUAGAUAACCACUGGGUGCACUCCAGGUUCGACGAACUCGCACCUUACAUCAGGCCGCACGACGAAGACGAGAUCUUGGGCGUCUGCGCUGAGAUCGAGGUCAUGCUCGGAGUCGAUCGCAGCCAUUCAGAACAGAAGGAAGCUGAGGAUUCUGUCCGUGGAGAAGGGGUAGUUGAGGUGCCUGCUGACUGUAAAGUCGCAAGCAGCGUCCCAGCAAAACACCUGAAUAAAAGUGGCUGCUGUCCCCUGGGUGACAAUGUGCCAGCUAGACCUCCUUCGGAAACCACCAGGGGCCAGGGUGCGACGCCUCAGGCUUGUGGUGCACUGGAAACCGAGAGCCGGCAAGCAGCUCAGCCUCCGGAAAGUGAUUUCUCUGUGCGGUUAUCUGGGGAGGAAGAUGCUCUGGAUCUGUUGCAAGAUGAAACGGACCUCUCCAGGCAGGCAGCACACGGUGAAGAGGCCCUGACUGAAAAGCAGUGUGACGUGCGAUUGGAAAACAGUGAAGCAACUUUGGUAGCAAAGCAAAAGACUGAAGAUAAGCUGGAGCAGAGUGCAACCUCUGAAGCUGCCACAGAUAUUGGGGCAAGGGUUUCAGCAGACCGAACUGGAAGUGCUGGCGCGCUCGGGGAAAGAGACAUAGAUAGGGGGACGGAGUCUGGGGGAGACGGAGUGAAACUUGGGGUUUCAGAGUGUCGGACAGAUAGCAGAUCCCAGUUAAACUCUGAAGAUGAAAAAAACACCUUAGGUACCGCUGAACCUUCAGUAGGAAAUCCAUCGGCGCUCAAAAACAAGCCAGUCACUGAUAUAACUCCGGAUGGUGCAGGAGCAGCAGCUGUUGCUGAUGGUGCUGCAGUGAACAGCUUGUGUGGGGCAUUGGAGCAGGAAACGCUAAGCAGUCUGAUUGAUGUGGAAGGACCUUUAACAGAAUCUGAAAGUAGACAAGUUUUGGGAAGCGUUGAGAUCCCACCACAACCCAGGAAAGGUUGCAAAACAGCUGCCGUUUGUGACAGCAUUACAGAAAGCGUGUGUAGAACUGUUGAGCUGGAGUUGGGAGGUCUCAGUAAUUCAAAUGAUAAAGAAAAAUCUUUAAAAGAAACCGAAAGCACUGAGACAACAUGGCAGCCCAGGGAGGAUUGCAAGGUGCCCUGUGAAGGUGAACUGGACUGCAGCGAGACGUCACAAAGCCAAGGUAGCUGUCAAGUAAUUCCGAACUGUCAUGCAAAAGAAUCGGAAAUCCGCGAGGAUCCAGUGGACCCUGCCACUCAUUUACAAACAGGUUGUGAUGGUUCUGGAGACAGGGAAAGAUAUAGUGAAGAAAGUUCAGAACCGGGUCAGAAUCGAUUGGACCCUCCUGGUCAUUUCAGAACUGGUUGUGAUGAUGAGGCGACACCUGAUAAAGGGCAGUCUUGCAAAGGAGCAGAAGAAGAUGCUGAAAGACAGCGUGCCUCCGAUGAAGAAUUGGACUGCACCGAAGGGCCUUCACACAGCCAAGUCAAAAGCCUGACCUCAAUAGACCUCCAGGUGGAAGCUUCGGCUGAGGGUUGGGCUGUAUUAAAAAAUAGCCUGUUUAUUAAUCAACAACCUGCUGACACAAAAACACUUGGUUCUGAGCUGGGUGGUGGGAGCGAGGAGAUUGCAGGGGUUCCAUUGGAAAGAAUGGAGGAUGAGCCAGCUGUAUACAACAAGAGCACCUCCCCCCUGCAUGCUGCAAGCAUUGUGGCAUGCAGCCAGAGUGACCAGGCUUUGCUAGAGAGAGCGUUGUAUGAAAAGCUUGCGGAAGGAACGAUCCUCUCUGAGGGGGAGAGAUCCACAGAGUGCACUUUACAAGACCCCAGUGCUCCCCACACUUUUGAGUGCUGUCAUCAAAAACGUACGCCUCCAACUGAAAUUGACGACUGCUCAAAAACAAGCAGCUCUGACCCGCCUUGCACAAGCCGCACGCACAGCCACAGCGUCCCCGUCGAGCCUGGAAAAGCGCCCGCUGGGAAGCGCGCUGCCGUUGAAGGGGAGUUCGGAAAGCCGCCUAGAAAGAUGAGGGCAGUAGAGUUACGGAAACAGCCGGGGAGGAGUUGCAAGGCAGGGAGCAAGGUGCCAGAGCCAUUGCAGGAUCUAAGGAGAAUGAGGGAAUCAAACGCUCAAGUAUUUAUCAGGACCCAAGUAGCCAACGUUACAGACCUGGACCAUGAGUCUAGUGAAACCAUGAACCACGCAGUUCAUAGCGGAGCAGUUUUGAAUGCAAACCUGCCCAAGGAGGAAAGUGCUUUCCCUUCUGUAAGAAACGGGGUGUGCAAGCCACACAAGGCUUCCCUUAAUAUGCUGCGCAGCAGUGUAAAGGCUCAGAAUAAUAUCCAGGAACCUCUGCUGUUGAAGUUAUCUAACGUGGCCAGUAGCCUGGUGCCGGUUAGGAGUCCUCAAAAGUUCAGACCUUUUUAUAGAUCGUCCAAAGUCUUGCCGUACAGAUUAGACAGAUUGCUGAAAGCCGGAGCAGCUGACGUCUCUGUGUGCACAAAGACAAAAUUAAAACCUUACUGGUGCAACAGUUUUUGUUGCAGUCUUCCCCGUUUAAAGGGACACUCUUUGAAGAAUGUAACCUUUCAGUCUCUUGCACUUUCCUGCAGUGCGGAUCUAGCCAAGGUUUCCUUUUACCGAACGGAUCGCUGGAAACCCUUGGUGACCUUUACUACCCCUGUCUUUCCAGUUUCCUUCCAUGUUAGAUUGGGGUCUAUGUCGUCUUUACCGUCCGGUGGUGAUGAUGAUAAGAAGUCUUUGAUGCAGCACUGUGCUUCUUCAAACCUCAUGGUGCAUGAAGCAUCUAUCCAGCCUACUUCAUCCUUUUCCUCCUCUCUCUCUUCAGAAUGGAUUUGUUCCUCCUUCUCUCCAAAUGUUUCAGCAACCGCAGGUUACCAAAGCAUUCUCCAGAACACCACGCUCGCAGGCUUCAGUGGUGAAUUGCACCCUGUUUUGUUUACUUGCUCUGGGAGCAGCGAGCCUAGCUGCAGAAGCUGCAGUUUCAGUGAAUGCCAGGAGCUUGAGUGGUGGACUGCUUCCUCUUCUCCGUUCUCCAGGUUCGGGCUGCACACUGUUUUAGCCCUUUCCUCUCAGGCUUGUUACCGGGUCUGGACUCGCCGGCGCUGCCUGGGCAGGAGGGUCCCUGCGGUCCAGAAGAGGUUCCUGUCCCAGUUUGAGGAGGGGCUGAAGGGGUCUUCCUCGACCCUGAAGGAGAGCCUCUUUCCCUCGUUGCACUACUCUCUGGGAAGGAUCGUCGCAGCCUGGCGCAGUCGGGGGCCAGCAGCCUGCCUGCCUGAUUUCACUACCUUCUCCUGUCUCGACAUGGAUCACAGCUAUGCAGGGCAGUUGUUGGGGUGCUUCAUAGCCAGCUUGUUUGCUGAAGACCUUGCAGCAGCAGGUGUUGCUAAUGAAAGUGACCUCAAACAACCCGACUGCACUUUAAAUGGAGAGCCAUGCCUGGUGCCAUUGUUGCCUAUAUCGGACCGGCCCGUUCCAGAACCUGUCUUUGCACUGCUCGACCAGACAGCUGCACAGAUCAGACCAAACUCCCUCAUGGCCUGGUCGAGCCUGCCAACAGCCUCCUGUAUGGGAUGUCGUGCGAGUGACUCCGCCCAGCGAACCUCGGCGCUGCCUGAGAUCCUGGGUGUGAGCUAUCCAGAGAUGAAAGAGAGUGUUCUUGAGAAGAGCCUGGCGAGCGAGCCGGGGCAGAGGACCAAGAGGGUUUCCCAAAUCCGCAUUCGGAAAACUGUCCCCAAACCGGACAACAGUCUAACCCCUAUGGGGCUACCGAAACCAAAGAGAUUAAAGAAGAAGGAAUUCAGCCUGGAGGAGAUCUAUACCAACAAAAACUACAAGUCUCCGCCUUCCAACAGGAGCCUGGAAACCAUCUUCGAGGAACCGAAGGAGAAGAACGGCGCGCUGGUGUGCAUCGGGCAGCAGAAGCGCAAGAGGGUCCUGGAGUUCCAGGACUUCACCGUGCCCCGCAAGAGGCGCGCCAGGACCGGAGUGAAGCUGAAGAGCAGCCGCACGCGGGGCAGGAAGGCAGCGAAGCAGGGCUGUGCAGAGCUGGACGUGCUGCUUGUCGAGAAGCUGAGCGCGCUGGAGCACUUCUUCAACACCGAGCACAUCAACACCUAAACCCUGUGCAGAGCUGCAGCACAGAGACCUGAGCCGCUGUUUAAAAUCACUGACUUCACUGAUCCCAUCUUGAUCCCUGCUUUUCUUAUCCGCCUCCAGUGUCUCCACACUCCUAUACGAGUGGCUUCAAUUCCUGGUGGAACCUCAGUAUUUAUUUUCAAACCUGCACUGCUGUCCAGUGCCCGCGCUCUCCCCCUGCCUCUUGAGACUGCACUCUGUUUAGUUUGGACUGGGGAUGAAACAAAACCUUGGAUUGGUCCGUAUCCAUGGUGGAGCAGCGGCAUGGGCAGCCACUGCUCUGUGUAACUGUGAACGUCUGUUGGUGUGCUGAAUCAGGUACUUCCAGAGUGUGAAGUUGUAACUGCAGUAUUAUUAUUAGAACAGGGGAGGGAAAGACCUACGCCUGCGUGUGCUGGAUUUAUUAAAACACCUGUCAUGAAAGCAAAACAAAACCGAGCACUUUGCAAAACUAAAAUGCGACUGCGAGGAUCGGAUUCUCAUUCUCUCAUCUUCUUCUUUUUUCUAUCGUACUUUGUUUCUGUAACGUCUGUUCUAUUUGCACAUUCUAAACAAAAUAAUGCGCUGCGAUAUUCAGCCUUGCCAAAGUAAUGGGAAACAGUGAUGUAGCUCUUUUUCAAAGUAUUGUACACGUUGUUAGAUCCCUGUUAAAGAAACACGGCUGUUCACAUUUCCUUUCACCUGUACGCAUCACUACAAUAGGUUGCCUUCAGAACGACAGUAUUUUUGGAAGAGUUGCUGUCAAAAAAUAAUUGUUGCAGUUUUUUAAUGAAAGAAAAAUAAUUGCAUUUGUUAGCAUCGCAAUGUGAAAUGCAAGUGUAGAAACUUGGUGUUAUUUAUUCAUUUUCUUCUGAUAUUUCUUGAGGGGGAAAAAGAAAUAGCCUGAUGGUAAAAAAAUAAAAAAUAAAUGAAACAGUUCAAUUCCAUGCUGAUGUAAAAUAAAACCGCUUCGGGGUGACACGUCUGACGUGUGUGCCGUUGCCAUGGGAACGGGCUCCUCCACAGGGACAGAGCACCAGCAGUUCUUAGGGGCAGUUCAGUGGAGAUGGUAGUGAUUUUUAAUUUUAAGCUGAUGUGCUUUUACACAUUGUGAAACUGUUGCUCACCUGCUAGGAAUGAUCAAGCACUCUGUCUGUUUAUAUGGGUUGUUUUUUUCAGAUUCCCUAUUGGUACAGGUGAUUUACUUUUAUUAAAUAAAACCAAAAAGAAAAAAGCCAAUUCCAUUCUCCCAAUAUUAUUAUUAUAACCCCCCCUUAUCAAACAGAACUUUGCGUUUGCGCGAGUACUUGCCUCCUUCUUUUAGGUAGUGGAUUCAUUUGUUUGCUGUCCUGGUUUUUGAAGAAAUACGUUGACUUGGCAAUCGAUGUACAUAUUAGCUGGUAAAUUUAUAAAGCAUCGUCCAAGUGUGAAUGCAGCACACAGAUAUCCAUGUGUAUUUGAUCAUACACUGUAUUACACUGGGGUUUUGUGAAUCGUGUCUCUCUCUCUCCGUGUGUGUAAUAUAUGAAGCUUCACAUCUCAAACUCUUCUCUGUAUGAUCAGGUAUUCCUACUGUACAUCUGUUAAAAAAACACUAGUUUACUGUUUAAUCAUUGUGACCCCCUUUUUUUUUUUUGGUUUA